Molecule: messenger RNA, 3334 nt
Organism: Fopius arisanus
Lineage: Eukaryota; Metazoa; Arthropoda; Insecta; Hymenoptera; Braconidae
Gene: Rop
Product: Syntaxin-binding protein Rop
Exons: 8
Coding region: 16-1770 (584 amino acids)
Biological process (GO): neurotransmitter secretion; vesicle-mediated transport; intracellular protein transport
Cellular component (GO): secretory granule; plasma membrane
Molecular function (GO): syntaxin binding
Source: RefSeq, a predicted model, not a curated record
GUCAGUUCUGUCAAAAUGGCGCUCAAAGCACAAGUCGGUCAAAAAAUUAUGAAUGAAGUCAUCAAGCAGAAAAAAACAGCAAAAGCUGGUGCGGUGGAGUGGCGUAUCCUAGUGGUGGAUCAAUUGGCAAUGCGAAUGGUAUCGGCAUGCUGCAAAAUGCACGACAUAAGUGCCCAGGGAAUAACUCUCGUUGAAGACAUAAACAAGAAACGUGAGCCAUUACCCACGAUGGAGGCUGUUUACCUCAUCACUCCAUGCAAUUCAUCAGUGCAGAAACUCAUUGAUGACUUUAGUAAUCCAGGGAGAAUUAUUUACAAAGCGGCGCACGUUUAUUUCACCGAAGUGUGCCCGGAGGAGCUCUUCAAUGAUCUGUGCAAGUCAAUAGGAGCUAGAAAGAUUAAAACCCUCAAAGAGAUCAACAUUGCAUUUCUCCCAUACGAGUCUCAGGUUUUCUCACUGGACUCACGCGAGACAUUCGCCUGUUUCUACAACCCCUCCUUCAUAAAUCUACGUAACGCAAAUAUGGAGAGAAUUGCCGAGCAAAUAGCCACCCUCUGUGCCACCCUGGGGGAAUAUCCAUCAGUAAGAUACCGAAGUGAUUUUGAUCGAAACGUGGAGCUUGCCCAGAUUGUCCAGCAGAAAUUGGACGCGUACAAGGCUGAUGAGCCAACAAUGGGUGAGGGACCAGAGAAAGCACGAUCACAGCUUCUGAUUCUCGAUCGAGGAUUCGACUGUGUUUCACCUCUACUGCAUGAGCUUACGCUUCAGGCUAUGGCUUAUGAUUUGCUUGACAUCGAAAAUGACGUUUAUAGAUACGAAGCAACCCAGGGUCAAGAGAAAGAGGUUCUCUUGGACGAGAACGACGAGUUGUGGCUCGAACUGAGACACGAGCACAUUGCUGUUGUCUCCAACAAAGUGACGAAGAAUCUUAAAAAAUUCACGGAAUCCAAGCGAAUGCCCCAGGGUGACAAACAAAGCAUGAGAGAUCUCUCCCAGAUGAUUAAAAAGAUGCCCCAGUACCAAAAGGAACUCAGCAAAUAUGCAACACAUCUUCAUCUUGCUGAGGACUGCAUGAAACGUUAUCAAGGGAGUGUUGAUAAAUUAUGCAAAGUCGAGCAGGACUUGGCAAUGGGCACAGAUGCUGAAGGCGAGAGGAUAAAGGACCAGAUGCGCAAUAUAACGCCAGUUUUACUCGACCAGACAGUGGCUGAUAUCGAUAAACUUCGUAUAAUAUCCCUCUACGUAUUAUCCAAGAAUGGAAUAAGCGAGGAAAACCUCAGUCGUCUGAUUGGUCAUGCUGGUGUGUCUGGUGAUGACAAACAGACUAUUCUCAACAUGGCUAAUCUUGGAAUCAAUGUCGAUGGAAAGGGACGAAAGCCUUAUCAAGUAUCACGUAAGGAGAGAAUAACAGAGCAGACUUAUCAAAUGAGUCGUUGGACUCCAGUUGUCAAAGAUAUUAUGGAAGAUGCUAUUGAAGAGCGAUUGGACUCAAAGCAUUUUCCAUUUUUGGCUGGAAGAGCUGCCAGCUCUGGUUAUGCUCAUGCUCCAACUAGUGUUAGGUAUGGCCACUGGCAUAAAGACAAGGGUCAAGCUACCAUUAAAAAUGUUCCACGAUUAAUAAUAUUUAUCGUCGGUGGACUGUGUUUCUCAGAGAUACGUUGCGCUUACGAAGUCACAAAUGCUAUUAAAAAUUGGGAAGUUAUCGUUGGAUCCUCUCACAUCAUAACACCAAAGUCUUUUCUCACGGAUUUGAGCAAACUCCACGUCUAAACUCUCUAAAUCCACCGAAACUGAAUUGAAUUAUUAAAAAUUGACUGAAGAAAAAAUAAUGAAUUAUCCCCCGAGUUACGCACCACGCAGGUCCCGACGCCUCGAUUAAUUCCCUCAAUCCAUUAAUUAGCUCAUUAAUCGAUUAGUUGGAAAUUAGCGAAUGCAUGUCAAUUCAGCACUAAAAUAAGAAAAUCUAUAGACGUAAUUAAAAAAGCGGUUAAAAGUCACGAGGAUCAAGUGCCUGCGAAAUUUGAAUCAUCAAUAAUACAAAAAUUAUUUUAAAAAUUCGACAUCUUCCAAAGAAAUUGAAGAUUCCACUUUGCGUUUCCGAUAAAAUCGUCAAUCGAAUGAAAAUGAAAGUCUCUACAAAAUUUUUCCCAAAUCAACUGCAAAAAAUUUCGAAAAUGCUGACUCGGGUCAUAAAAUAACUAAAAAUCAACAGAAAAAAUUGUAAAAAGUAUUUGUUAUUCACUAAAAAGAUGUAUCUUUCCCCCAUAAUCCAAAUUCCAUCGAUAAAGAUCAGUAUAAAAAACGUAGAACUUAUAUAUAAUUUAACUGAUUGAGAAUAAAAAAUAUAUUCACUAUGAAGAGAUAAUAACGAGAAAAGAGUGCGUAUGCAGUAUUAGCGUGCGAGAAGCUUAAACUCACUGAUUCCUAGCUUUAAAUUCACGUAGAUAGACACCCGAAGCUUAGAAACGAUCGAAAAAAGACGUAAAAUAAUCAACUGCAUUAACAUUUGCCUUCGAAGUAAUUAUAAACAAUUGUAUUGAUUACUUCCAUUGAAUCUUGUUGUAUUGACGUUUGAAAUAUCUGGAUUUUAUCUCUGUUUAAUGAUAAUACAUUCCGUAAAAGCACCAGUCUAUUAUUCCUGAUUUAUUCAAUAACAAAGCACUCAUAUCAAAAGUGAAAUAAAUUAUUAAUGUCGUUACCGUACUUAAAGGAACGUUAAGUAGUUUUAGAGAGUUUAAUCACCCGAAUUCCAAUUUUUUCGAUAAACUCCCGAAUAUCUCAAAAAGACUUGGAUUUUGAGGAAAAUGCUAGAGGAAUUAUUUCUGUAGAAUGAAAUUUUCUACAAAAAAAUUCAUUUGACAUUCGUCUCUAAAUCCACUCCCUUCGGAGAUAAUCGCAGGAGAAUCACCGAGUUAAUUUUAUUUCGACUAGAAAGAGGUGAAAAUCAUUUUUGUUUCAUUAAAGAUGACAAAAAUAUCGAGAAUUAUAAUAAAUAUAAUGGAAGGAGUUCCGGAAGUCAAUGGAAAUAUGCCUGCUACCUUCUGACUGUUCGCAAUACCAUAAUUAAUAAUAAAAUUAUUGAUGAAUAUUGGAAAAACGUUGUCGUUGAAUUAGAAGAGAUUACGAGUAGAUUUGCGAUGUUUAUAAUGUAUCAAAUGGAUGUACGUAGUUUUUAUCCGAGAGUGAUCAUCAGAAAAAGGUAGAGUGACGACAAUGGCCUAUAUAUUACCGUCGUUAAAACUUUCAUUAAAAAAUCUUUGAUUGUGUAUAAAUUUGAUUUUAGUUGAAUUUCUGCAGUUAACGAGUUGAAUAAAUUAAAUUAUUUGUCUUGAGA